AUGGCUUUCUUUACUCUCCACACGACCAAAGAACCAUCCUGGUUUAUCAUGAUGCCGGCGCUCAAGAGGCAUCACCAUCCGAGUAUUAUGUCCUCGACAAUUAUCAUGAAAGGAUUCCAAUGGAUUCUCCCUCUAAACCAAGGUAUGCUCGAACGAGCCUUUAGGAUUUUCUUUAAAAAGACAUUCUCUUUAGAAUCGUCUGUACAAAGACGUCAUUUUAUUGCCUUAACCCUACGAAUGAGUAAUGGCUCCGGGGUUAUCUAUAACGAGAAGUGUUUAUAUAUGGGAGAUUGGAUCAACCCCUUAUGGUUAAAGGUUUUAGGGUUUCGAUACCGCCAUGGCUGCCGCUUGUUCUUUCGUUUCCACCAAAGUAAGUCCUCAUUUUGUAUUUUAAGAUUUGCAAAGAAGUGCAUUCCUAUACGGCAAAAAGUAGUUGUAUGGUCACCGAACAGGAACAAUCCUGUUCAAGUGAAUGCAACAUUUCAGCUCAGCCAAGAUGGAGAUUUGAUCCUGAAAGAUUCUGGUGGCAGAAUGGUAUGGUCAAGCCAAACAGAGGGCAACUCUGUUACCGGAAUGAACUUGAAGGAAGACGGAAAUCUUGUGCUUUUCGGCCAAAACAAUGAGCCCGUUUGGCAAUCUUUUGAUUAUCCUGCUGAUUCCUUACUUGUAGGACAGAAGUUUGAAAGCGGACAGAAGCUGACGGCCAGUGUUUCAGAUUCAAAUUGGAGUGAAGGUUCGCUACAUCUUUCUGUUGAUUUUGAAGGGUUGGGUGCUUAUGUAAACUCAGAUCCGCCUCAAAGAUAUAGUUUUUUUAAGUCUCUUUAUAAGUCUCCAUCUGUUUUACUCACCAAUGCAAGCUUAAUCUUCCAAGGUGAUAUCAAUGAGACAAUCCGGAACUUCAACAACGGUACCAUCUCAUCAUCAGUUGCACAAUUCAUGAAGUUGGAGCCAGAUGGGCACCUGAAGGUAUUUGAGUGUGGUGAAAAUGGUUGGACAUUACUUGUUGAUCUCAUAGACUUAAAAUCUGGAGCUUGUGGGUACCCCUUGGUUUGUGGAACGUACGGUGUCUGUUCGGACGGUAGGCAAUGUGGUUGUCUGGAAAUGUCAAGUAAUCAUGGAAACUAUUUCAGAGAACUGAGUUUUGGACAACCAAAUCUUGGAUGUUCAUUGGUCACGCCAAUUUCAUGUGACGAUUCCCAAUAUCAUAUUCUUCUGCCGCUGAGCAACACAUAUUACUUUGCCUUUUCUCUAGAUGAACAACAAAUGUCAGUGGAUGAGUGCAAAACUCUUUGCAUGAGAAACUGCUCCUGCAAAGCUACUGUUUUUGGAAAACAGGCCUUCAAGGGUAGAAGUUCAAUAAAUGGCAGUUGUUUAUUACUAAAUGAAGUAUUUUCUAUUGCCGACAAUGGAAAUGGGUUCGUAUCACCAUAUAAUACAACUCUUUAUGUUAAGGUGCAACAGCAACAUCCUUACGUGAAGGCGGAAACUCCUACUGUAUCUGGGGUGUCCUGCGUGAUUGUUUCAUGGCUUAUUUGUUUCAGGAGGCGAGAAAAGGAACAAAGUGAAAUCGAAGAUGAUUUUCUAUGCGUACCAGGAAUGCCUACAAGAUAUUCUUACGAAAACUUGAAAGCCACCACUGAAGGUUUUAGUAAGAAACUCGGGGAAGGAGGCUUUGGAUCUGUUUAUGAAGGAAUGCUAAGCGAUGGAACUAAAGUAGCAGUCAAGUGUCUUGAUGGCUUAGCAAAAGUGAGAGAUUCCUUUCUUGUGGAAGUAAAGGCAAUUGGAGGCAUUCACCAUGUAAAUCUGGUGAAACUAAAAGGAUUUUGUUUUGAGAAAUCACAUAGGCUUCUUGUGUAUGAAUAUAUGGCCAAUAAAUCCCUGGACAGGUGGAUCUUUCAUGAAAACGAAGAAAACCAUUGUCUUCCAUGGCACAUCAGGAAAAAAAUCAUCUCAGAUAUAGCCAAGGGAUUGGCCUACCUUCACGAAGAAUGUAGUCCAAAAAUAAUUCACUUGGAUAUCAAGCCAGAAAACAUCCUCUUGGAUGAGACCUUCAAUGCAAAAAUUUCUGAUUUUGGGCUGUCCAAGCUGAUUGAAAAGGAUCAAAGCAGAGUCAUCACGACGAUGAGAGGAACGCCGGGAUACUUGGCUCCUGAAUGGUUGAGUGCAGCCAUCACCGAAAAGGUGGAUGUAUACAGCUUCGGCAUAGUAAUGAUCGACGGCGACAAACACUUGCUUGCUGUGUUUAAGGGAAAAGCCGAAGAAGGAAAACUCAAGGAAUUGGUGGAUAAAAGAAGUGAAAUUAUGCAAGAGAACAUUGAAGAAGCCGUGGAGAUGAUGAAGAUUGCAGCAUGGUGUCUGCAAGGUGAUUUCACCAAAAGGCCGUCGAUGUCUUUAGUGGUUAAGGUGAUGGAGGGAUUGAUUUAUUGUCCGGUGCAAGAUAAAUCGGAAUCCCUCCAUCUCACUCAAUUCAAUGCUCAUAAAGUUGGCUGUUCAUUUCGAUCAUCAUCCAUAGAUGUAUCAGCUGUAUUUUGA
This is a messenger RNA of Oldenlandia corymbosa var. corymbosa, 2532 nucleotides long. Lineage: Eukaryota; Viridiplantae; Streptophyta; Magnoliopsida; Gentianales; Rubiaceae. The record is from the annotation of a GenBank genome assembly.